Morchella importuna is the source of this 675-nucleotide messenger RNA. RefSeq lists its product as uncharacterized. The transcript has 2 exons. The record is from RefSeq and is a predicted model, not a curated record. The coding region runs from base 1 to 675 and encodes 224 amino acids. NCBI's taxonomy places the organism in Eukaryota, Fungi, Ascomycota, Pezizomycetes, Pezizales, Morchellaceae.
AUGACAAAACUCGCCACCGACAUCCUCAACCUCCUCAGCCACACCACGCACACCCUGAACCAACUAACCUCACCGCGGCAGCAAGCGCUCCUCCCCACGGAGCAAUCCCGUCUCGCUCUCCAGCAACUCGUCGCGACAGCCGAAGGCGCCGCAAAGCUCACCGAGGUAGCGCACCUGGAGGCGCUCACAGCGCACGGCGGAGCGGCCGCAGCAGCAGCAGGGAGCGGUGCGAUCACAGAGAAGAUUAUCCGUGCCGAGGCGGAGAGGGCAAAGAGCGAGACGGAGCGGCUGAAGGCGGAGGCGGGGAAGGUGGGUAAGGAGGCUGAGCGGACGGUCGCCGAGACGGAGAGGUUGAAGGCGGAAGCGAUGGUGGUGAGGAGUGAGAAGAUGAGGAUCGAUGCUGAGACGGAGGGGAGGAGGGCAGUGACGGAGGGAGUGGCGGCGGAGACGGAGAGGGUGAAGGUCGAGGCGGAUAAGGAUAGGAACGAGGUGGGGGCUGUGGUGGCGGAGACGGAGAGGGUGAAGGCGGAGGCGAUGGUUGAGAAGAUGAAGAGUGAUGCGGAGACUAAGAGGGUGAGGGCAGAGGAAGAGAAGAUGGCGGCGGAGACGGAGCGGAUGAGAUGGGAGGCGGAGGCGAAGCGAAUGAAGGUAGAGACGAGGCUCAGAAGGCCGUAA